AAGUCUAACUUUAAUUGUUAGCCUCUGAGCUGCUGUACUAAUAACACAACAAUUUUCAAUGUGAAAGUGCAGUGUGUAUUCAUGCUGCAAUGAUGCUGGACUUCUAAUUUUAUCGUUGCAAUUACUCUCUCUUGCUUGUCUACAGAUAUUAUGAUUAGAGAACCAAAAUCUGAGGAUUUAAGGGACUGAUGACAAGCAAAGCCAAGGGCAGGAAAAUCUACCGCACCUCAACCAUCACCAGACUCGUUACAGAUACCAUAGCAGAAUGGCUCCAACCACCCGUACCCAGAAGGAGAAGAAAGCGCCCUCUUCUGUGCCUUGCGAGGUCUUCUUUGCUUGCACCCGCUGCGGCUCAAGAUCACGAACGGUUCCUCAGCUUCACACUCAUUACCGCACAGUGCACAAGGAAGAGAUAGCCAACGGACGCAUCGUGUCCAAAGACCCUGAGGCGGACGCGAGCCAUGAUAAGGCAGAGACAGAUGAGUCGAGUCCCUCAGAGCAACGGAGAAGUCAGAGAACUCGUAGUAAAAUGAAAGAUGUUUCUCAAGAGCAGAAAGAAAUCUCUUCAAAAAAGGGCUCGAAGGAGAAGAGCGAAGACGCAUCGGACAUUGUCUACGUCGAAGGGAGCAAAACAGCUGCAAAGCCGAAGCCGUCGGGUCCGGUCCUCAAUCAUCCAGAGAAGGACUGCGUCAUAACGAGGAAACGAAACGUUCCGCUUGGAAUGUUGGAAGGCAAGAAGAACUCACUGAUGGUGAUCUUCCAGCAUUCAGAUCAGAACAAACCCCUCCCCGAGGGAUCAUCGUUCAAGCUACGCAACGUUGGAGGCGAGCAGACGUACUUGGUCGUCGCUAACGUCGAUGUUGACAUUAUCGAACAGGGGAAACCAGCUAAGAAAGCAAAGACUGGGAAGUGAGGUGAACUCAAGACCUUUGUACCUAGAGAGAAC
This is a messenger RNA of Strongylocentrotus purpuratus (purple sea urchin), 946 nucleotides long. RefSeq lists its product as uncharacterized. NCBI's taxonomy places the organism in Eukaryota, Metazoa, Echinodermata, Echinoidea, Camarodonta, Strongylocentrotidae. The record is from RefSeq and is a predicted model, not a curated record. The coding region runs from base 266 to 913 and encodes 215 amino acids. The transcript has 2 exons.